CUGAAAAUCAUUGGUCAUCACAAAAACACAAUCAAGUCAGCUAAUAAAUUUGACAGACAGAAAAUCUGGGGAGUAAUAUACCACCCUGCAUGCAGGAUUUCCAAAUAAAGCAAUGCAGAUGAUCCUACUAAAUUGUGUCCUAAGCUGUGUGGAACAACAGUAACAGCAAAAGGGUUGCAACCUUGUGCAGGAAGCAGUUGACUGGUAUUAGCUAGCAGGUGUAAGUCAGGUUAAAGUACACCAGCAGGAGGAUGGCACAGGCUGGCUAAAUGUGAUUAUGACAAUAAAGUACAAGGAAGGCAUUAUUCCCAAUCAAAUGGAUCAAGUUAAUAAGUAAUUCCAGGAAGUUACCAAGGUUCUUUAAAAUGCUAAGUAGAUAGAAACAGAUGAAAAAUACCUUACGGUACGACACAAAGGCCAACCAAAGACUUGUCCAGCAUCAACAUGAAUGAAAAGAGCACCGUUUCACCAAACCGUCCAUCGAGAUGCCCUGAUAAUACUGCAUAUAAACAACAGAGACUCCCAGCCUGGAAGCCCCAGCUCACCCCAGAGCUUGUCCUCCCCAGUUUCUUUAUCAUUAGCCUCUUCUGCCUUGUGAUGGGAAUUGUACUUCUAUUGGCUGCAACAGGAGUCAAAGAAAUAAAGAUUAAUUAUUCUGAGUUAUGCUCACAUUGUUCAAAGCUGCGUGAAAACUCAUCCAACUGGGAGAAGGAAUGCCUGUGUAUCACCAACUUCACACUUCAGGAAAGCAUGCAGGGUGAUGUCUUCAUGUACUAUGGAUUGCAUAAUUUUUAUCAGAACCAUCGUCGCUAUGUCCUUUCCAGAAGUGAUGCACAACUAUUGGGUCGGAAGGCAAACAUUCAGAACAGCAAUUGUGUACCUUUUGCAACUUAUGAAAACGGGACACCUAUAGCUCCAUGUGGUGCAAUUGCAAACAGUAUGUUCAAUGACACAAUACAGCUGUUCUACUAUCCUGCUUCUGUAAAGGCUGUCAGAGUCCCACUUCUGAAGCAAGGAAAUGCCUGGUGGACAGAUAAAAAUGUGAAAUUUCACAAUCCAGCUGCACACAACUUGUCUUCUGCAUUUGAUGGCACGGCAAGACCACAUUACUGGCAAAAACCAGUAUAUUUAUUAGAUGAAGAAAACCAAGAGAACAAUGGCUACACAAAUGAAGACUUUAUCAUCUGGAUGCGUGUAUCAGCCUUUUCUACAUUCAAGAAUCUUUACUGUCGCGUCAGCCACACCAGGCAGUUUGCAAAUGGGCUCCCAGCAGGGAUGUAUGGGCUCCAAAUAUCCUAUAAUUUCCCAGUUUCAAAGUUCAAAGGAGAAAAGCAGGUGGUCUUCUCAACAGUAACAUGGAGUGGAGGAAGAAAUCCUUUUCUGGGGAUAGCUUACACGGUUACUGGUGCAGCGACUCUGCUGGCAAGUUGUAUCAUUACAGUAGCUCACUUGAAAUCCAGGGGGAAACCCAACAAGGGACUAUAGGACGAUUCCCUUUACUUGAUGAAGUUAAAAAUACAAGUGCCCUGCAAAGCCAGAGACCAGAAAUGAGAGAUACCUAAAUUUCCUUCCUGAUUCUCAGCACACCAUCAUCGCCCUUAAACCAGGACUCCAAAAGACAGUUUUGGAUUUGGGAACCUUGUUUAAAGGCAAAUGAUGCUUUGCUAAAAUCACUCUGCAGAUGGAACACGGAUGGAGUGGCAAACCAUGGUUUACACAGAACACAGGUGGAAGUUUAGAAACCGUAAUAUGCAAAGGAAGGAGUCUGUGAAGUCUCGGCUCAUGCAGCAAUGGGCUGAGUUCCUGUCUGAAUUCAUCUAGUACUUAGUAUAAUGAAUGCUUGGCUAGGAACUGCGCCAGUACAUUUGGUCUGAUGAAUGUUUACAGCUAGGUUAAAAGUUCACACAAGUUCUCAGGUAACAGCCAUGUGGAUCCCUGGCCUCUUGCACAUCCUCUGCAGCAGUGACUCUGUUCCCGAAAGUGUCAUAGGCAGAACAGCACGUUGCAAGAAAUGUAGAGUUUAAAAAGGAAGAAACUGUCAGUGUAAGUAGUGUUACGCAUGAAUCUGCUCAUUAAAAUGUCUAUUUCCAUUAAUUCAUCUUUCGUAUUGAAAACUCUGUACCAAAAUUAUAUACAGCUUUCCCAAAUACUGGCCUCUGUGAGAUUAAAGAGUGAUUUAUUUCGCAGCAUGCAGUGCCAUUUAUACACUUCAUGAGAUAAAGCAGUAAAUGGCAUCACAGCCAGCUGCCACCAAGAGGGAAUUUUAAAAAGCGCCAGGCAACGUCAAAUUAGAAUUAAAGCAAAAACGUUGCAGUUAAAUCCCUCUUGUAAGAAAUACUCUCCGGAUUUUAAUGACAAGGAAGUAUUAAUGACAAGGAAGGAGACAUGCUGGGUUUUCUUGGUGCAAAGUUGUGGGGCUUUAGCUCCAUAUGCGCUGUGCAUUCUAAGUUAGUCUUGUGCUAUAUAAUUCUCAGCAUAGUGGUUAAGAGUGUCAGAGCAGAGCUGCUGGAUCCAUUCUGCCCCAGCAACCUGUCGCCCAGUAGCCAGCCAAAUGCUUCCAAGAAGCCCCCAUGAAGACGACAGCCCCCACACUAUGCUAUUUGUGAUCAACUCCC
Lacerta agilis (Sand lizard) is the source of this 2615-nucleotide messenger RNA. RefSeq names its product cell cycle control protein 50C-like. Gene Ontology annotation, cellular component: Golgi apparatus; endoplasmic reticulum; plasma membrane. The record is from RefSeq and is a predicted model, not a curated record. The transcript is spliced from 7 exons. Gene Ontology annotation, biological process: phospholipid translocation. Lineage: Eukaryota; Metazoa; Chordata; Lepidosauria; Squamata; Lacertidae. The coding region runs from base 445 to 1485 and encodes 346 amino acids.